AUGGCCACUAUUGAUGAGGCACCUUUCAUCACCGAUGUGCCACUUGUCCGGAAGAAAUUCGAGCACGACUCUUCUUAUAACUUCACGGCUCCAGGCGCGAACCAGAAGUGGCUUGAUCUGAUCUCAUUCGGCAAGCCUUUCGUUGCGCUGAAUGACCCGUCCAAAUAUGGCCUGCCGGACUACUUCCACAAAGACGCUCUCCAACCCGAGGGUCUGCAGCCCGUGGCCUGGAAUGUUUUCCAUCAGCUGCAUUGCCUGGUUUGCUUCCGCACCACUUACAUGAAGUUGGCUUUGGACUUGGACGGCGGCUACGAUGUCUGCACUCGCCAACACAUUGAACACUGCCUCGAAAGUCUUCGUCAGGCCACCAUGUGUGCCGGAAACAUGAAUAUGGAACGGUUUGAGUUCAUUCACUACCCAGGUCAUGAUGACUUUGUACCAAAGCUGGUUGGCCAGCAUGAAAUGCAUACGUGCCGUGACUGGGACGCCAUCAAGGGUGUCAUCAAGAAGAUCAGGUCUGAGAACAUUCCUGUGGACAAGUAUGGCAAGCGUGUACCUCAACCGUAA
Molecule: messenger RNA, 567 nt
Organism: Colletotrichum fioriniae
Lineage: Eukaryota; Fungi; Ascomycota; Sordariomycetes; Glomerellales; Glomerellaceae
Source: RefSeq, a predicted model, not a curated record